ACCCUAUCUUGUCUCUUCCCAUUACCAUAGCCUUUGUCGUUCAUCAGAUUUCGUGAAACUGAAGAUGUCUGCUACAUUUGAUAAAAGACCUCUACAGAGUAACACUCAAGCAAAAGGAAAUUUUUUUCACAAGAUUAAGGAUGCUUUCAAGCUUAUCAAGCCUGAGAACAACAAGGAAUCUCUCAACACUAAACCCUCCCCUUUGGCAGUUUCUUCCAAGUUGGCGGCGGAGCCAAGGCCAAGGAAACGUGCGCUGCUCAUCGCCGUUACUUACAAAGGCACCAAAUAUGAGCUCAAGGGUACUAUCAAUGAUGUAACGUUGAUGAAAGCUUGGUUGAUUGAUACCUUUGGAUUUAAGCCAGAGAACCUUCUCAUUCUCACAGUUGUUUUCAAAGAAUAUGAGGCGGAUAAAGAAUUGAAACCAACAAAAGAGAAUAUUCAAAACGGCAUGAAAUGGCUCAUGGACGACUGCCACGCCGGCGACUCGUUGGUGUUCUUCUUCUCCGGACAUGGGUUACGACAGCCGGAUUUCGAGGGCGAUGAGCGAGAUGGGUUCGAUGAAACUAUUUGCCCGGUUGAUUAUAUAGAGAAAGGAAUGAUAUUUGAUAAUGAAAUUUACAACACCAUUGUUCGGCCACUUCCUAAAGGGGUCACACUCCAUGGAAUCGUUGAUGCUUGUCAUAGUGGAACUGUUCUUGAUCUAUCUUAUGUCUACAACAGAGAUACGAACACAUGGAUUGACAACAGCCCACCCUCUGGUGCUAAAAAAGACACAAGUGGUGGAUUAGCUAUUACAAUCACUGCUUGUCGAGAUGAUCAAAUGGCUGCUGAUACUGAUGCUUUCAGUAAGGCUGACAUGAAAAUGAGUGGAGCACUGACCCAUACUCUCACAAGCCAUGUGAACAAAGGCCAAGAAAUAACAUAUAGAGAACUACUUGACAGAAUCUAUAGGUCCAUUGAAGAAGCUGAUCAACAAGGCUGCUUUGCUACUAGAUUCUUCAGAACUCUUUUCCAUGACAGGUUAUUACAGAAGCCUCAACUUUCUGCUUCCAAGCCCUUCGAUGUUUAUCAGAAGAAAUUCGUUUUGUAAUAAUACAAGCCAGAAGAUCUGCUCUUGGAGAAUUGACAAUAUGAAAUAAAAUGAGGUAGUCUCUGUAAAUGUAUUGGAGAUCUGUUUUGUGCUCCAUAUAUUUUGCGACAGUCAUACAUACCAGUAAUAUAGCUGAAGAAAAAUAAUAAAAAAAAUAAGAAAAUUAGAUUAAAUAAGAAAAUUUCUUACAUGCA
Molecule: messenger RNA, 1284 nt
Organism: Manihot esculenta (cassava)
Lineage: Eukaryota; Viridiplantae; Streptophyta; Magnoliopsida; Malpighiales; Euphorbiaceae
Product: metacaspase-1
Exons: 5
Coding region: 65-1090 (341 amino acids)
Biological process (GO): proteolysis
Molecular function (GO): cysteine-type endopeptidase activity
Source: RefSeq, a predicted model, not a curated record